CUGAAAUCCUUGAAUAUAUCCGGUAAUCCAUUACACUGUGAUUGUGAAUUAUUGUCUUUCCUUCCGGAUGUACUUCGGUCCCUUUCAGUUGAUGCAUCUUGUUUCACGCCACCACGGCUUUUCGAUGAAAGUAUCUCGCAGCUGUCCGGAAGCUGCAAAACAAUGAACGAGUCACAGCUGAGUCUGCUUGUUGUUGGCGCUUCGUUGCUCGCAGUUACAGUGCUUCUUGUGCUAGGAAUCUGCAUUCGUCGAUAUCUACAUCCGUGUAGUAAAUUUUCCUCCACGAGCUACUGCAGCCCAACGAAGUGCCGCACACAGUUCUACAGCAGACCGUUCCUGAACUCUUCACCGAUAAAUGAUAAAUCUGACUUAUUGUCAGAGCAAACCUGUUAUACGACAGCAAAUCACAGCGCAUCAAAUGGUUUCUCGCGAAAUUUUGAUGUGUACGACGAAGAAGGUUACUACAGUAGCGUAACCUUUCCGGCACAGUACAGUGCUUACGAACGAGCUCGUCCUGUUCAUCCAACACCACCCCCCGCUGCGACAAUACCGCAGACGUUGCCAAAAAGCUGUGCGGAUGAUAAUUUUAGGAUUAUUUCGGAAUAUCCUGUGCCAAUUACAGAAUUGUGACU
This is a messenger RNA of Gongylonema pulchrum, 632 nucleotides long. The record is from the annotation of a GenBank genome assembly. Lineage: Eukaryota; Metazoa; Nematoda; Chromadorea; Rhabditida; Gongylonematidae.